AUAGAAUAUAGAUGCGGAAUCAUUAAUCAAAUUUAUCUUUAUUCCUCAAGUAAAAAUACCACAUCUUUUAUGACUCAGGACAGUUUUGAAUCAAUUUGCCAAUUACCUUUUGGAAUAAGUACCUUUACUACCUAUAAUCGUUUAUUAUUCUUUUUGUUAUCUAGUCGCGUUGUUAUCUGGUAAUGGUAACUGAAAUUUACCGAUGUGGUUCAAUAUACUAAAAUUAUGCAUUUAGCGGUCUAGGAAAUUUUAACCAUUAUAUUCACACCAUGAAGAUUUUCAUUUUGUUCUUAAUGGUGGUAGUAUAUGCUAUCCAAACUAGUGAACAAGCAAAUAUUACUGUAGAAAAUGGGAAAUCUAAAUCUGUUAAGGAAGACAAAAAGAUAAAAUCCAAAGAAAAUCCAAUUGAUACCUUGCUUUACUUGGCCAAUUCUCUUUUAAGAGGGGAUUUCAUUGCUACUUUGACUAAGAUAGUGGAAAUGGUGCAAAGACAAGAUACUGGACUAAUAAUGAAGGUGUUAUUAAUUCUCAUUCACCGCACAUUGAUUUUCUUACAACCUAUUUUUUAUUUAAUUUUUCCAUCCACCAAAGAUGAAGGAAAUACAGCGCAAAGUUUUAGAUCUAGAGUUGAAACAAUGUCUCGCCUGAUGAAUGUUCUUAUGAACUGAGGUAUUUACAAUAUACUUGUAGUGAAAAUAUGCAAA
Messenger RNA from Harmonia axyridis, 704 nucleotides. RefSeq lists its product as uncharacterized. The transcript has 3 exons. NCBI's taxonomy places the organism in Eukaryota, Metazoa, Arthropoda, Insecta, Coleoptera, Coccinellidae. The record is from RefSeq and is a predicted model, not a curated record. Bases 270 to 668 code for a protein of 132 amino acids.